AUGAGAACAUUCUUUUUAUCAAUUUUUAUUAAUACGUUAGCUUUCACAGUAGGUAAUACGGACGAUCACCCACUCAAUACAAAUGAUUUAGUUCCCUCAAACAUCACACAAUCAAAUCUGUCUAUACUCAAAGCUUUACAAGUACCAGAUCACUUGCCAGAAUUCAAUUCCAAUUUUAAAGAAUUUGAAGAAUUAAAACUAGAGGAAGAAGAAGAAUUUAAUGCUGCCGCUGCAUUAGGUGAUCAUAGUGAUGAUAAUCAAGAUCAAGAAGAUAAUAUUCCAUUACAUUGUAAAAGAAAAGAAUUUGUGGUUCAUUCAUUAGAUGAUUUAAAUUCCAUAAUUGAAUGUGAAACCAUUAUUGGGAAUAUUUUUAUAUCUGAGUUUAAUUACCCUAUAAUAACAUUAACUAAUUUAAAUAAAAUUGAUGGGAAUCUAACAAUAUACAAAUCACCAGAAUUAGUUAGAGUAGAAAGUCCACAAUUAAAUAUUAUAACUGGAUGGUUUGAAUUAUAUGAACUAACUUCAUUAGCUUUAAUAAGUUUUCCCAAUUUGAAAAAAGUAAGUGUAUUAUGCUGGGAAAUAUUACCAAUUUUAAGUAAUGUACAAUUUAAUAAUGAAAUUCAAGGAAUUGAAAGUAUUACAAUAUCAGAUACUUCUUUAACUGGAUUUAGUGGGUUUUUAACAAACGAAUUAAAGAUUUUGGAUAUUAAUAAUAAUAGAUUUUUGGAUACUAUUGAAUGUAAUGUUGAAAAAAUUACUGAAUUAUUACAUUUAAGUGCAAAUUCAAAUGAGAUUAAAAUUAAUUUACCAAAUUUGAAAAAAGUUAAAGAAUUGAGUAUUAAUAAUGUUAAACAAUUACAAUUAGAUAAUUUAGAAAUUGUUGAAAAUUCAUUAAUUUUAAGUAAUAAUUAUUUUAGUUCUAUUAAAUUUCUAAAAUUAACUAGAGUUGGCGGUACUUUAAAUUUAUCCAAGCAUAAGGAUUUAGAAUUUAUUGAAUUUCCAAUAUUGGAAGAAAUUGAAGGCGGAUUAGUAAUUGUGAAUAAUAGUUUAAUUGAAAAAAUCAAUUUCUUUCCAAAUUUGAAAAUUAUUGGUGGUGCAUUAGAAAUGAAAGGUUGUAUAAUUGAUAUGCAUUUUAAAAGUUUGAAAUUAGUCAAGGGGAGUGCAAUAGUAACUUCUACUUCACCAAAUUUUGAUUGUAAUAAAUGGUCAAAAUCUAAUAUUUUACUUGUGGUAAGAGGUGGUAAAAUAGAAUGUACAAAUUCAGAUAAUGAAAAAAUUACAUCGAGAACAAAAGAAGAUAAAACUGUGAUCGAUGGUGGAGAAGAAAGUAAUGUUUCAAAUGAUGCAACAAAACCAGUUACUGUCGUUGACAAGACUUUUGAAAAAAUUAAAUCAUCACCAACCACUUCCAAACUUGGAGGAAAAAUUCAAAAACAAAAUACCUCAAAUUCUUACAAUUUUAAAUCAACUUGUGAUAAUACUUUGAAAUUAGCUGUUGCUAUUAAUUUUUUAAUUCUUUCAAUGUACAUAAAUUAG
Molecule: messenger RNA, 1536 nt
Organism: Lodderomyces jiufengensis
Lineage: Eukaryota; Fungi; Ascomycota; Pichiomycetes; Serinales; Debaryomycetaceae
Exons: 2
Coding region: 1-1536 (511 amino acids)
Biological process (GO): fungal-type cell wall organization
Cellular component (GO): plasma membrane; fungal-type cell wall
Source: RefSeq, a predicted model, not a curated record